Hibiscus syriacus is the source of this 354-nucleotide messenger RNA. RefSeq lists its product as uncharacterized. The record is from RefSeq and is a predicted model, not a curated record. The transcript is spliced from 2 exons. Gene Ontology annotation, biological process: cell fate determination. The coding region runs from base 1 to 354 and encodes 117 amino acids. NCBI's taxonomy places the organism in Eukaryota, Viridiplantae, Streptophyta, Magnoliopsida, Malvales, Malvaceae.
AUGGCUUCUUCCACAGAGGCUUUAGUCGCCGUUCUUAUUCUGGGGUUUUCUCUUUGCUCGUUGAACGACAUCAUCGUCGGUACUGUCAGAACCGGAAACGAGAUACAGGGUAUGGCUGAAUGGAAGGUGACAAUUACCAACAACUGCAAAUGCAGUCAACAUGAUCUAAAGCUUACUUGCAAAGACUUCCAAUCGGUCGAAACUGUGGAUCCAAGCAUUUUUGUGCAGCAAGGUGACGAUUGCCUUGUUAUCCAAGGCAAUACUUUGAAUGGCUUCACUUCAGUCAGUUUCCUCUAUGCUUGGGAUCCUCCGUUUUUUAUGUUUCCUUCUAGUUCUGUCGUCGAUGACUGCUAG